AUGGGGAGGAUCAAGAAGGCUGCCACGGAGCGGCAUAUGGCCACGCUGUCGCCGUUCGUAAAGGACUUCGUCAAGCAAGCGACGGAGGUACCGCUAUGCCAGCUACCUGCACUGCUGGAUAGUUUUCCGCAAUACUGGCCGCUGCCGCGUGGCGAUCUCUACCACUGGAUCCCACUAUUGGACCGGUUCGACCACAUACUCGAGCUCUUCAUCAAGGACUAUGCUCUGAAUGAAGGACCUCAGAUGCAGCCGUUCGAGCGGCGACUGCUGCAAAAGGGUGACGCCGAAGAGGGCAUGCCAUACCCAUCGACUGGAUCAACGAGUGAGGAGCUUGAUGGUCAGGGCUAUUCCACAGAAGGCGAUAGGGAACUGGUACAGUCGACACUGCAUUUCACUCGGAUACUGCUCGAGCAUUGCGGGAAUCGUAGCCUGUACGCCAGUAGCACGCAUAUCAACGACUUGCUCCACACCACAUCCCUGAGCUUGCUGCGGCAAUGUCUCAAGCUGAGCCUACGGCUUGCCCAGCGGUAUCAAGUCGCGCGAUACAAGAACCAUCACCCAAGUGCUCAGGCCAUCCUUCUAUCCAACCACUACAACAUCAACCUGGACAAUCUGCACAAGAUCGCGCAGCCAUUCCCCAGGCCCUACAACUCAGGUGCACCCUUGGGCCAGACCCCAGGCAAGGGUAAGGAUAAAGCUGUUCAAACAGCAACUUUCAACCCAUCAGACCUGGUCGUAAUUGCGAAGGAGCACAUAUCGCCUGCAGUGAGAAGUGAGAUGUCGAGUGUUGCAAUGAGUUAUUACGAGCAGCCGGCAGCCACAUCCCAACAAGCUCCAGGUCAAGGGCCGGCUCAACUCCCAAGCGAGGCAUCACCGUCUACCCCAACACCCAGCAGGAGAACUUCAAACCUCGGACCUUCGCGAGAUCGGCCUUCGCCUGGUGACAGAAGCGUGAGCGCGAACGAUGUGUCGAGUACUCCAUCCAAGUCACGCGAGUCCGAUAGCUCGUCCAAUGCGCCCAAGUUGUUCCACAUCCCAGCCAGCAAAGUUGCAGAGACACCAGCCUGGCAACUUGUGAAGGAGGCAGUCCCCAACAUGGCAUCAGAGAUGCGAUACGAGCUUCUGAAUCGCAUUCGUAUUGCCAAGGCGUUCGCCUCGCAGGAGGUGAGCAACCAAGAGAUCCUGGAGAUCCGCCUGUUCGCAAUUGCAAACCUCGCAUUUGCCCUCACAGAAUCGAAAUUCCAAGAGAGAGUGGGCAUUCCUGAUCAAGAAGAGCCUCGUCGGUUUCAUCUGGCCCACCAGCUCUGCGAUCUCCUCCAACCGGCGACGAAUGGCCAAACCGCUCUGACAUUAUCGACCGAGACUACCGCGAUCAUGACACUAGAUGCGCUAUGCAAGAGUCGACACAAAGCCGCUGAAGUGGCCGAAGCUCUUGCUAUCUCUCUUAACCAUGGAGUACUGUAUUAUGAGCUGCGCAAGGUCAUUAGCACCCUGAACGUAGAAGAGCAUGCCGACAAGCAUGCUGAGCUUCAGGAGGCGGAGUGGCGCGAGUCAACCUUCGAUCUCAUCAACAGUCUUUUGUCGUCCAACGCUCAGGCCAGAUACGGCGAGAAGAUGGUGUCUGCUGGCAUCAUGGGCAUCUUGGUGGAAGCACUCAGUCUUCGCACCGCUCGAGCCGAGAAGUUCCACGAGCGGGUGUUGCAGUUUUUCGACACUUUUAUCCAUGGAGUGACAACCGCGUUCCAGACACUGGCCAGCGUGAAGGGUCUCGAUAUCAUCGCCGAUCUCACAGCAUAUGAGGUGGAUGCUGCAUUGGACAACGCUCGCAACGGCAAUGGGCUACCGUUUGAGUACAAGUCAAAGGUAGUUGACUACGAUAUCCCAUUCUAUCAGCAAUCCACGCUUCGUCAGCUGUUCAAGAACACUGGGCAUAUGUUCGAACACAAUGCCGGUAGCCACGAUCGACUUUUGCGGAACCUGAUCGACACACCGCAGAUCCUAGGCUCACUACGCAAGGUCAUCGAGAAUGCAAGAGUCUUUGGCUCGAAUGUCUGGGGAGGCGCUGUCACUAUUGUGACGCAGUUCAUCCAUCACGAGCCGACAAGCUAUCAAGUCAUCGGUGAAGCUGGCCUUAGCAAGGCAUUCUUGGAGUCGAUUACCGAGCAGAAGGUGCCAGACGAGCUGCCCUCUCUGGACGACUUUGUGCCUACACAAGAACCACACAAGCUCGAGCUCACUGCAGACGGCGAGCCUUCAUAUCCCACCGUGCGCGGGAUCCUUCCUGUCGGUGAGGUCAUGAAUGAGAUCCCAGCAGCUUUUGGCGCCAUCUGCCUUAACGAGAAUGGAAUGCAGCUUUUCCAGGUGUCUGGCGCCUUGAACAAGUACUUCGACAUUUUCUUGUCUCCCACGCAUGUCCGUGCAAUGGAAGACGAAGGCCAGACAGCGGCUUCGGUGGGCAGCUCCUUUGAUGAGCUUGCCCGACAUCACCCGCGAUUAAAGGCUCAGAUCAUGGCCGCUGUGCUCAACAUGCUGAGACGUCUGCGCGAUCUGUGUGACAUUCUGGCAGAGAAGCAGCAAUCUGGUGCAAAGCUCUGGGUGAAUCAGGAUGGAAAGCUUGCCAUUGCUGGAGGUCUGGCUGCGCUCAAGGGGCCUACUACUUCGGAUUACGAGCAAGCACGGAUUGGAACAGCAGAUUUUCUACCAACGAAGGGGUCUGAGCCACUGGAGGAUUCAAGCGACGAGGAUCCGUGGGACCAUGCACCUUCCGUCCCAUUCAUCAGCGCCUUGUUCAAGUUCUUGGAAGGUUUCUUCCAAAACAACAGCAUGUGCGCGCUAUUCUGCGAAGAAUCAGGUGCAGAGAUUCUGCUGGAUCUUGCCACGUCACCAAGUGUACCUUAUGAUCUGGUGGCAUUCCCACUGUUCAACAAAGUCACGGCAGUAUUCAAAGUCAUGUGCGAGGUCCGAGGACAUCUGGUUCUUCCAAGCAUCAUUCGACGCACACAGCAUGCGAGUCUUGGUGUAAAGGACCUCAUCUCCAGCAAGAGCCAAACCAGCUCAUUCGAGUCUUACACAAACCUCGCCGAACCUACGCAAUCACCUUUCCCGGACGGUCGUGACGCUACCACGGUGGUUAAGGGCCUCGUGAAUACGCAUUUGCUCACGCACAUUCUGGGUAGGGUUUUGUCGGCCCCAGGCUACACGUUGCGCCACAGCAAUCAAACGCACCUCCUUUUCCAUCACUUCAACCUCACAGAGGUCUACAUUGAGCUGAUUGACGAGCUCUGCAAACUCCAUGCCGCAUGUGUCUGGGAAGGUCUGCUCCUCAUGCGUAAGCUGUCUGAGGAGGAAAAGGCCGAGACUGAGCCUCGUCCUUUCGUGAUGCGCCGCAUCGAUGCCAACGGAAUUGUCGAGCAUGCAGACAAGCGAGAUUUGGAGGCAAGUCGCCGCAACAGCAACGGUGCGAAUGGUGAGACAAAGGAGACGAAGAGCCGAGAGGAGCUGCUCAGCCGCAAGAAUCUUCGAACGAUUCGAUACUUGGUCAGCCAAGUUCCCAUGGGCAUUGAAUCCUUCUUCCACUCUCUCGGCCAAGCGAUCGUAUCCAAGCGACUGGAGAGCUCUACUAAGCAGCAUGCGAUGCUUGUUGCCGACCACUUGGCGAAAGCUCUGAUCUGGGAACUCGACUUCCGUAGGAACGGGUCGGAUGACGAGGCUCUAGAGAUGCGGUACGCGGCAGGCAUGCUGUCAAUGUUCAGUCGCAUGCUUCUGCGCGCUUCGUAUUCUGGAGAGACAAUCAACAGCAAGGAGGCACUGGUCAUGGUCAUGGUUAGAUUCUACGUCGCUGGCGGCUUCGCCAAGAUGAACGAGUACCUCGACCGCUUCAUUCAGCUCCUCGUGAAGCAGGGUGGGCACGAGAACGCCGACAGCCAUGUCAAAGACGCCAUCCAGGCGAUCCUUAUGUUCUACGCUCAAGUCGUGCGGACCAAGUGUAUCAACGAGACGCCCCAGGCGCAGUUCAUGCUGCAGCGAGAGAAGACCCAGCCUGACUUUUUCCAGCCCGGCCAAUUCGUGGUUGAAGUCAGAGAUGCGGUCCUACCUGCCGUCAGCAAGAUAUGGCAUUCAACAGAAGUAGAGAAGAUCGGCAAUCACAACAUGAGAUUCGUUGUCGACAUCCUACGUCUGAUCCUCAAAGCUGAAGGCGAAGAUCGAGCACUGCGUCGCAACGAACGCAUUAAUCGUCACGUCUACGCUUCAAAUCCAGUGUUUGGACUUCGCAGUCUCGAUGGCUUUCAAAAGUUGCACAAGGAACUUGGAUACGAUCCCCAGCUCAGUCGAGAAGCGCUUUAUCGCUGCAACAACAACGUCUCAAAUGCAGAGGCAUACUGCAAGCUACGGGCCAAAGACCAUCGUGUCCCGAGAUUUCCCAUUCGUGGAGACUCAGACCUCACUGUUACCGGCUCAUCGGCCCCAGGGGCCAGAUCCAGCCAUGCAGAGGCCGCUGCCACUCAGUCAACAUCGGACAGCAGACCUGACGUGGAGAUGUCCGGGGCCUCAGGUGAAGACGGGAACUCUGUCGACAUGGAGGAUACAAAUGGUGGCUUGCACACAGAAGAGAUCACUGUGGACGCAGGCGGUGCCCCUCGCCUUGUUCUGUCGUCAGACAAUGAUGGUAUCUCGGAAGACGAUGACGACGAUACAGGCACUCUCGGCCGCCUACCCGCGGACUUGCAGACAGAGGAUCUAAGCGCAAUGGUGGAUCAACGCAUGAUCGAUAUAGUGAAUCCUUCAGUCCCUCGAGGCACUCGGGAUACCAAGCAGCCGUAUGUGACGCUGGAUGAUCUUGACGACAAGCGCAAGGCCCUCCGCGAUGAUCUCAUUGAGCGUUGCCUUGAGGUCCUUAGCACGUAUCCUGGCAUCACCUUCGAGCUUGCGGACCUGAUUCAAGCAGCUGUGGCGAAGGCAGGAGAAGGCGCAAACCCACGUGCGGACAUUGGAACCACGUUGGUGUCUUCGCUCAUGUCCCUCCAAGCUGAGGAGCUGAGCCAAGAGUCAGGGCGCAAGAUUCACGCCUAUGCUCAUCUUGUUGCACUGAUUCUCCAAGACCGCGACUUCUUCGACUCAACUCUCGAUGACUUGAAGGAGUACUUUGAGGCUCUUGUCAACUGGGUUCAAUUGGAGCCUGAGCAGAAGACAGAAGAUGCUCCAUGGAUUGAGAUGGUCCUGCUCAUCAUCGAGCGUGUUCUGGCAGAAGACGAGCAGCCCAUCGACGUCGCUUGGGAGGCUCCACCAGCCGACAACCCUCUAAAGCCCAUGCCACAGCCGUCGAUUCCAGAGCCUGUUGUGCCAGCAGAGCUGCGCUCGCAGCUGUUUGAUGCCCUGAUCGACCUUUUGCCCAAGAUUGGCAAGAACUCGACACUGGCGCUAUCCGUUGCGCGCGUGUUGGUUGUUCUUUCGCGGAGACGUGCACUGGCCGGAAAGCUGAGCGACAAGCACACCAUGGGUCGUCUGUUUCUGAUGAUUCGACAGCUGGCUGGUGGCGUGGAUGAGAAGCUUCGCGGCUCAUUCAUGCUCAUCUUGAGGCAUAUGGUUGAGGACGAGGAGUCCAUACGUCAGACCAUGCGAGCUGAAAUACGUGUUGCGUUCGAGAACUCUCGCUCGGCUCGAGGAAUGGACACGACGGCUUACACCCGCAACCUCUAUCAUCUCGCUCUUCGAAACCCUGACAUCUUCGUAGAAGUCACGCAGGAGAUGCUGGAGAUUGCGCGAUUCGAUGGUCAUCCUCAUCGCCCUCAACACCUCAACUUGAAGAGAAACACUACGACAACCGCCACUGCAGAACAUCAAAGCAACGGCAACGGCAACGAUGCCGGUGAAACUGCCGAGGCGACUGUUGAAGGCGAGGAACAGCAGGUUCAGAAGGCAGAGCCUAAAAUGCCGGUGGUGGAGACCACCGACGGCGUUGUUCAAUUCUUGCUGAGAGAAUUGUCCAACUACAGAGACGUCGAGGACAAGCCUCCUCAGCCACCCAAGGACACGUCGACCGACAAGCCUAACAAUGAUACUUCGACUACAUCGACUGCAUCGACUGAUGUUGAGAUGGCAGAUGCGCCAACUGCGGACCGCCCCACGGCACAGAGAGCACGCGAGCUUGCGAACAAAGUCAAGUCGGUGUUCAAGCCUGAAGACCAUGCCAUCUACAUUUACCGGUGCUUCAUUCUUCAGUGCUUGGCUGAGCUCCUCGCUUGCUACAACAAGACGAAGAUUGAGUUCAUUAACUUCUCGCGCAAAUCAGAGACGCAGCCAGCGACGCCCUCGAAGCCACGAGCAGGCACCCUCAAUUACCUGCUGAACGUGCUGUUGCCAGUGGGUACACUUGAGCACCGCGAUGACCUCAACCAUCGCAAGCGGCAAGCGACCGCAAACUGGGCGUCGAUUGUUCUGGUUUCGUUGUGCAGCAAGACGUCGGAGCGGCUCGCGACUAAUACUCGCACACUUGAUGCAAACGAGUUCGCAGAGCUUGAGCCUGAGCUCACCUUCGUCCGCAAGUUCGUCCUCGAGCAUGCUCUGCGAGCUUUCAGAGAUGCUUUGACAUCGGCAGAUCCACUCGACGAGCGUUAUUCUCGACUACUCGCGCUUGGCGAUCUCUUCAAUCGAAUGCUGGACGAGAAGCCUGACCUUCAGCGAUCAAAUGUGGUCGCAAUCGGUCAGCAUGCUUCAAACCAGCACAUGGGCAGACUAAUGUACGAGAAGAACUUCAUUGGCGCACUCACAUCUGCCAUUGCUGAGCUGGACCUCAACUUCCCCAACGCCAAGCGGGCUGUCAAGUACAUCUUGACGCCACUCAAGCAGCUCACCGAUUUGGGUGUCGCGUUGAGUCAAACAUCGGACAUAUCUUCUGGCGUUACGACUAGUGGAGAUGACGAUGAAAUAUCUUCAGCCACCUCAUGGUCUGAAGAGGACGAAGACGAUCGCGAACAGACGCCUGACAUGUAUCGCGAUUCAUCCCUUGGUCUCUUGGAUCCCCCAGGUGAUGAUGAUGAGUCUGACUCGGAGUCUGAAGAUGAUGACGACGAUGAGAUGGAUUACGACGGCUACGACGAAGAGAUGGACUAUGAAGAAGAGCCGGACCAUGAUGAAGUUGUCAGCGACGAAGACGAGGACAUCGAUGGGAUGGGCGAGGUCGAGGGUGUCCCAGGCGACGUUGAGAUCGAAGUCGACAUGAUGAUGGACGACGAGGACGAUGAGGACGACGACGAUGAUGACGAUGAUGAGGACGACGACGAUGCGGACAUGGGUGAUGAUUUCGUUGACCAUAUGGACGAAAUCACCGGAGAUGACGAGAAUGCUAGCAUGGGCGAUCACGACGAUGACGACGGCCAUUGGGACGAUGAUGGUCUUGACUUCGACGAUCAGGCGCCUCCAGAUGAUGGCGGCUCUCCACAUGGAGGGCCUCUUGAGCACAUUGCGCACGUCAUUGGUGCCGAUGAUCCAUCUGACCCCGACGAUGCAGACGGCAUUGUGCGCAUCGAUAUUGGCGACGGUGAAGAAGAGUUCUUUGAAGACGAAAUGCCGCCUGAAGAUGAUGACGACGAUGAGGAAGACCAAUUCGGCGAAGACAUUGUCUACGAGCCUGAGAUGGACGAUGAGGAAGAAGACAACGACGGUGGAUGGGCUUGGGAUACACAACCCCCUGCGAUCCUACGACAACCUCACCAUCAUCAUCACCACGUCCAUCACCAUCACAGAGGCAUCAACGAAGUCUUUGGCAUGUUGGGCGGUGAUCUGCGGCCGACACACUUCCGCACUCAUCGUUCGACCCCCAACACCCGAGAUGAGGAUGGCAUUAAUCCACUUCUCCAACGCGGCAACGGCGCUGCUCGAGAUCGUGAGUUCGGCGAAAUGCCGGCACGAUUUCCGGGACGCCGAACAUUCCUGCCUCGUCAUGGCGAGCACAUUCUGCAAGACGUCCUCGCCCAUGUCGGUUCCAAUGGUCCUGGCAUCAUCAACGUCAAUCUUGAUCGAGGAGCGCUGCAUGAUCUUGGACAACUUCCGCCCAUGUUUGCAGUACAGCAUGGCCAUGGUAUACCACGCCCGAUGAUCGACUAUGAGAAUGACAUGAGGAGAACGAUCGCGUCAAAUUGGCCCAACAUUCUGCCCGGAGGCCGACUUCUCGACCGUGCAGGGGGAAUGACUGACGAGGUCCAAGCCAUCGAAUUCAGGCCAAAUCAGACUGCCAACCGCUGGCAAGAAGAGGCUCGCAUGCUUUUCCCUGGUCGGUACCACGACAAGGCCACUCGUCUCAUCGCAAGCGUCUUGCGUGCACUUGUGCCAGCAGCAAUGGAAGCGAAGCGCUCUCAUGAGAAGCAAGAAGAAGAGCGCCGUAUUGCUCAGGAGAAAGCAGCGGAAGAAGAACGCAAGAAGGCCGAAGCAGAGAAGGCAGAGCGUGAGGAGCAAGAGAGAAAGGAGCGUGAGGAGCGUGAGGCCAGAGAGCGAGAGGAAGCAGAGGCACGCGCUCGUGAAGAAGCCGGGCGUGUAGCACAAGCUGAACCAGAAGCCCAAGAGUCCACUGGCAUGGAGGGCGUUGAAGAGUCGCAACCAGGACCGGAGGCCCAAGCUUCCUCGGAGUCCACUCAGACGGCUCAAGAUCCGCCGGCAGAGCGUAUCACGAUCUCUAUCCGCGGUCGUGAGCUCGACAUCACUAGCCUUGGCAUCGAUCGCGAGUACAUUGAAGCUUUGCCUGAAGAGAUGCGUGAAGAAGUCAUCAUGACCCAAUUCGCAGAGCAACGUUCUCAACAAGCCGAAUCUGGCGAAGGCCCCAGCGAGAUCAGCCGAGAGUUCCUCGAAGCACUACCUCGCGACAUUCAACAAGAGCUCAUUCGAUCCGAGCAGAUGGAGCGACGCCGACGAGAGCGGGACGAGGCCAGGCGACGUGCUGCACAAGAAGGUGCUGCCGCUCAGCCGGAAGAGAUGAACAAUGCCGACUUCAUGGCGAUGCUCGAUCCAGGUCUUCGCCAGGCCGUUCUCAUGGACGCUGACGAUACUGUGCUAGCUGCACUCCCAGAGGAAAUGCAGGCCGAAGCACGCGCUCUUCUUGGUGAUCGCCGACCUCAUGGUGCAACCCGAGGGCUAGCUGCCCACGCUGCUCGUGGUGGACCCAAUGGCAACGUUGUUGUCGCUCGCGCAAACCAAGCCGCUAGUGAGGCCAGCAGACAGCGUCGUCCCGUGGGCCAAAUGCUCGACAAGGCAGGCGUGGCGACUCUGCUUCGCCUCAUGUUCGUCUCUCUCAACCACAAGUCGAAGACAAACUUGCACAGCAUCUUGUCUGAUGUCUGCAAGAACACCCAGAACCGUGCAGAGGUUAUAAGCAUCUUGCUUUCGAUCUUGCAAGACGGCACUGCCGAUGUCAACGCUGUCGAGAGAAGCUUUGCACAGCUGUCCCUCAGAGCCAAGCAGCCUGCCGGACCGAAGACGCCGACGCCUCUGAAGCGUAGUCUGACCGGCCAACCAAGUGUAUCCCCAAGCACCGAGCUUUCGCCUCUGAAUAUCGUUCAGCAGUGUCUCGGAACACUCAAUGCUCUUGCCAACAACAACCAGCGAGUGUCUUACUUCUUCCUCAACGAACAUGAGACGUCUACCAGCCAGAAAUCGAAGGCCAUGAAGAAGGGCAAGGGCAAGGAGAGCAAAGCCGCUAAGUUCCCCAUCAACGCUCUGCUUGCUCUAUUAGACCGCAAGCUCAUUAUUGAGAACAUCUCGGUGAUGGAGACUUUGGCUUCUUUGCUCAGCCAAAUCACUCGACCACUCACAAGCUUGCUCCGUAAGGCUAAGGAGGCACAAGAGGAAGAAGCUGCUGCAGCAGAAGCCGAAGCCAGUGCAAACGCAGAGGUGGAAGAUCGUCCAACCACUAGUGCAUCAGACGUUCCCAUGCAAGAGGCAGCCGAGGUCGAGUCGCCAGAUGCUGAAGGCGCCGAAGCAUCGACCGCUGCCGCAGAUGGUUCCGCUGGCGACAGCAAAGACGACAACAAGAAGAAGCAGAAGGACCUCAAGCCACCAGACGUCCCAGUUGAGAACAUUCGGCUGGUCGUUAACAUCCUCGCAGCCCGCGAGUGCCCCAGCAGGACGUUCAGCGACAGCCUCGACAUCAUCAAACACCUGUCUGCUAUUCCUGGUGCAAAGGAAGUCUUUGGCAAGGAGCUCAUCCGUCAAGCACAACAACUCGGCCAGGACCUUCUGACCGAUCUUCAGGAGCUUGCCAAGCAGAUCAAUACAGCCCAGACGGGUACCGACUUGCAAGGCAUGGCUCUUGCGAGCUUUUCAUCUGCUGGAUCCAAGCAGAAGAAGUUGCUCCGCGCUCUUGUCGCCCUUGAUCACCUCUUCGACCCGAAGCGCAUCCCGACUGUUCAGACAGCAACAUCGUCAAGCUCAGACGUCGACCAGAAGUUGAAGGAAGAUAUCCUGGCUACUCUGUACGAGAGCUCCACAUUUGACAAGCUCUGGAGCAACCUCAGUGCAUGCUUGACCGCAAUUCGCCAACGCGGCAACAUGGUCAAUGUUGCUACCAUUCUAUUGCCUUUGAUCGAGUCUUUGAUGGUCGUCUGCCGCAACAGCGCCUUGAAGGAGGCGCCUAGCGCUGGCACUGUGGUCUCUCCAGCAGACACUGCAGUCAGCACACCUCCGCCAGAAGCACGCAUGGAGGGUCUCUUCUUCAACUUCACUGAAGAGCAUCGCAAGAUCUUGAACGAGUUGAUCCGCAACAAUGCCAAGCUCAUGAAUGGCAAUCUCUCCGUUCUGGCUAAGAAUUCGAAGGUCUUGGAGUUUGACAACAAGCGCAACUACUUCAGCCGGAAGCUCCACGACCGUCGCUCUGAAGUGCGAAUGUCCCAGCCAGCUCUUCAGCUCAGCGUCCGCCGCGACCAAGUCUUCCUCGAUUCGUUCAAGUCGCUGUACUACAAGACUGGCCCCGAGAUCAAGUACGGGAAGCUCAACAUUCGCUUCAUAGGUGAAGAGGGUAUUGACGCUGGUGGUGUUUCGCGCGAGUGGUUCGCUGCCAUGUCGCGUCAAAUGUUCAACCCUGACUACUGCCUCUUUGUGCCAGUGGCAUCGGAUCGCACGACAUUCCACCCGAACAAGCUGAGCGAGAUCAAUGGCGAGCAUCUGCUCUUUUUCAAGUUCAUCGGACGCAUCAUUGGCAAGGCUCUGUACGAGAACCGCGUCCUUGACUGCCAUUUCAGCAGAGCGGUUUACAGACGAAUCCUCGGGAAGUCUGUAUCGCUCAAGGACAUGGAGAGUCUCGAUCUCGACUUCUACAAGUCGCUCGUCUGGAUUCUGGAGAACGACAUUACCGACGUCACCUUUGAGACCUUUUCUGAGGAUGUUGACCGCUUUGGCGUUGUCGAGACUGUGGACCUGAUUCCCAACGGCCGCAACAUUGCGGUCACCGAAGACAACAAGCACGAAUAUGUGCGCCUUGUCGUUGAAUAUCGUCUCAUCAAGUCUGUCCAGCAGCAGCUCGACAACUUCCUGGAGGGCUUCCAUGAGAUCAUUCCAGCCGAGCUGGUCUCCAUCUUCAACGAGCAGGAGCUCGAACUUCUCAUCUCUGGCCUGCCAGACAUCGAUGUCGAUGACUGGAAGAACAACACUGAAUAUCACAACUACCAGGCUACUUCUCCCCAGAUCCAGUGGUUCUGGCGUGCCGUCCGCAGCUUCGACAAGGAAGACAAGGCCAAGCUGCUGCAGUUCGUCACCGGCACGAGCAAGGUCCCUCUCAACGGCUUCAAGGAGUUGGAGGGCAUGAAUGGCUUCGCCAAGUUCAACAUUCAUCGUGACUACAGCAACAAGGAGAAGUUGCCGUCCAGUCACACUUGUUUCAAUCAACUCGAUCUUCCAGAGUACGAGAGUUACGAGCACCUCCGACAACAGCUCUACACCGCCAUCACCGCGGGAAGCGAGUACUUUGGCUUUGCCUAA
Messenger RNA from Zasmidium cellare ATCC 36951, 11961 nucleotides. RefSeq lists its product as uncharacterized. NCBI's taxonomy places the organism in Eukaryota, Fungi, Ascomycota, Dothideomycetes, Mycosphaerellales, Mycosphaerellaceae. Gene Ontology annotation, biological process: protein polyubiquitination; proteasome-mediated ubiquitin-dependent protein catabolic process; positive regulation of protein catabolic process. Bases 1 to 11961 code for a protein of 3986 amino acids. Gene Ontology annotation, molecular function: ubiquitin-protein transferase activity. The transcript has 2 exons. The record is from RefSeq and is a predicted model, not a curated record.